GUGAAAUAUCAGGAGUUUGACAGGAGAGAAAUUCGAACUUACUUUUCGAAGAAAGACAUCGAAAAAGUUUCUUUUUGUGGAACGUCAGAACUGAAGAAAAGAAGGAGAUACAUCUUCAGAUCAAUUUAUAACAGGAGCGUCAAUCGUUAUUGUAAAAAAAUAGGUGGGUAUUUUUUACGUCAAACAGAUUUUUGAAGUACCGUGAUACGUCCUUUGUGAAGGCUACGGACUAAUUUAACGGGAAUAUAUUCGAAAUAGACACUUGGUGUGAAAUAGUGCAAGCUAAUUAAAAAAAAAAAAGAAUUAAAAUUCAAACCUUACGAAUAGCAUGUGGGGCUACAUCGAUCGAAUCUUUUAUGAUCAAACGGUCGAAGAAGAGCAUUACAGGAAGAUACGGCAGAAGUCGUCUUCUCUGUCUGCGCUUGUGGUAGGGUUAGUUGCUGCUGUGGGUGGGUUUAUGUACGGGUACGAUACUGGUCUUAUCAACGACAUUAUGGAGAUGAGGUAUGUUGUCGGUCACUUUGCUUCGAAUGAAUCAUCGUUCAGUGUACAUGAACGAGCACUUAUAACUGCGGUUUUAUCCUUAGGUACCUUUUGUGGUGCUUUGGUUGCACCAUUCAUCUCAGAUUCAUAUGGGAGAAAAUUUUCAAUUAUCCUUUCUUCAGCAGUUAUUUUCACCAUAGGGAAUAUUCUUCAAGUUGCCGCUCAGAACACAACACUUCUUUGUGUUGGAAGAGCUAUAUCUGGUGUUGCUGUGGGUAUACUUUCCGCCAUCGUUCCAUUAUACCAAGCGGAAGCAUCUCCAAAAUGGGUGAGAGGAUCGGUUGUUUUCACAUAUCAAUGGGCAAUCACAUGGGGGUUUCUUAUUGCCAGUGCCAUCUGCCAGGGGACAAGGAAAAUGACUAAUUCAGGCUCGUAUCGUAUACCGGUAAGUCUUCAAUUUCUUUGGGCUUUAAUCUUAUGGGUUGGUAUGUUAUUCCUCCCAGAAUCUCCAAGAUAUUUCGUACAAAAAAAUCAAAUUCAAAAGGCAUUGGAAAGUCUUGCCAAACUUCGAAGAUUACCACAAGAUGAUGCUGAUUUGAUUGAAGAAUUGGUCGAAAUUAAGGCAAAUUAUGACUAUGAAUUAUCAUUUGGUAGAACAUCAUUUUUGGAUUGUUUCCGAAAUGGAGGGGGAAGACAUAAACAAGUACUUCGUAUACUUACCGGGACAGGAGUUCAUACAUUCCAACAAUGUUCUGGUAUAAAUUUCAUUUUUUAUUAUGGAACUAAUUUCUUUGCAUCCACUGGAAUGAGUAAUUUCUAUUUAAUGUCCUUCAUUACGUAUGCAGUUAAUAUGGUCUUCACAAUACCAGGGAUUAUUUUGGUUGAAACCAUUGGAAGAAGACAAUUAUUACUUUAUGGUGGAUGUGGGAUGUCCAUAUCUAAUUUAAUCAUUGCCAUAGUCGGGGUAACUGUGGGGAAUAACAGUGUUAGUUCCAUUAUCUGUGUUUCUUUUUCAUGUGUAUUUAUUGCCUUCUUUGCCAGUAGUUGGGGAGGUUGUGCAUGGGCACUUGCUUCAGACAUAUAUGGUAUUAGUAUUCGUCAAAAGGCGAUUGCUAUAACAGCUGCGACCAACUGGUUGGUUAAUUUUGUCUUUGCAUAUAUUACACCAUAUCUUAUUGACACAGGUCAACAUACUGCGGCACUUGGAACCAAAAUAUUUUUCAUUUGGGGGGGUUUUAAUGCAAUGGGGGUAAUCUAUGUAUAUUUCAUGGUUUAUGAAACUCAAGGGUUGAAAUUAGAAGAAGUUGAUUUCAUGUAUGCAAAUUGCAGUAAUGCAAGAGAAUCCACAAAAUUUAAAUCUAAUCAAACAGUUGCUCAUAAUCAACAAGAACCCUCACCUCAGCUGAAUCUUACCGAAAAAACAUUAGUAUCUGGUUCAGGGAAAUUAGAGUCAGGAUCAGGAUCAGGAUCAGGAUCUGGUGAAAGUGGGGUUGGUUCAAGAUAUACUCAUAAUGAUUUGCAACAGAAUCAAGUAAUUCCAACAACCUCGAUGCAUCCAUUAGAUGAAUUGUCUGUGAUAUCUUCAAGUGGAUCGGAACCAGUAAAUGAUUACCAACAAUAUCUUCAUAGUCUUUAUUCAGGAAGUGACCUUCCUGAUACAUCAUUUACAUCAGCAUCUAUGAAUAGAGAAAAAUCUAGAACUAGAGCUAAUUUUACUGAAGAUGAUUUACUUGAUGAUUCAAAUAUCUUGAAUCAAAAUAAAAUGACAAUCAUUGCUGCACCGUUUUUCAAUGCUCCUCCAAGUGAUUCAGAUUCAAGUGAUGAAGAUGAAGAUGAAGAUGAAGAUGAAGAUGAAGGAGAAGAUGAAGAUGAUGUGCAUAGUAAUGAAUAGGAAAAUACCAAUUAAUAAGCAUACGAGAGAUGAAAGUAUAAUAAUCAAGGACUUUAAUCAUCUAUUCAUAUAGGAAAC
Molecule: messenger RNA, 2452 nt
Organism: [Candida] anglica
Lineage: Eukaryota; Fungi; Ascomycota; Pichiomycetes; Serinales; Debaryomycetaceae
Source: the annotation of a GenBank genome assembly